AACCCCCAAAACCCCCCACCAAACCAAAAACGAUUGGAGAAGAUCUCGGAGAUGACGGAGAUGAUCGAGUCCCACCCGAGACCCAACACCACGACGUCAGCCAGACCAGAGAAUCGAGUGCUAUGUCCAGACUUUCCUUAAACACUUUCAGCCCUUUCCAUCCAUCACUUCCCUGCUGACCUGCUGACACGGCACCCAGCACAGCAGAGAAAGCAGGCAGCUGUUGCUCUUGCCCUCCCUGCCUGCAAUAUCCUGACUCCAGGUGGAGCACAAGUCUCCAAUAAAACAGGAAUCUGUGAAAAAACAAGAUCAGCGCCUCCCCCGCUGUCUUCGGAGCUCCCUCCAGACACUCUUCCACACCAGAGAUUGGAAUCCCUGAGCUCAGCCCUGCCCUACUUUAUGUCCCAGUCCCCAGGCAACUGCGUGCUCCUCGGCACAGAUGAGGAUGGAGAAGAGGUCUCGGAGCGCGUCCAGGGAGUCCCAUAGAAGACGCAGAGAGUCCCCGGCUGCGCAGAGCAAAGGAGAGAAGAGAGAGAGCAGCAGAGAAGCUGGCAAAGGGAAGGGAGAUGUAAAGCAGGAGAAAGCCAAGGAGACCAAGAGCACUGUGGGGAGUGAUGGUAGGGUCCACACCUCCACAGUGGUGGACGUGGAUGAUGUGGUGUCUGAUGAAGAAAUGGAGGCAAUGGCAUUGCUGGAUAGUGAGCAGCAAGAGGAAGGUGUAAAGUCUCCUGGUCUGGGUGUCUGUGAGUGGCUUUUGACCAUUUUGUCUUUCCUGUUCAUCAUAAUGACCUUCCCCAUUUCUGUCUGGUUCUGCAUGAAGGUAGUGCGGGAGUAUGAGAGAGCCAUUGUUUUCCGACUUGGGCAUCUCCUUCCUGGCAGAGCCAAAGGACCUGGCCUUUUCUUUUUCCUUCCCUGUUUGGACACCUAUCACAAGAUAGACCUCCGCCUCAAAACCCUAGAGAUCCCCUUCCAUCAGGUGGUGACCAAAGACAUGGUUACUUUGGAGAUAGAUGCUGUCUGCUACUACCGGUUGGAAAAUGCCUCUCUUCUCCUCACCACCCUGACCAGCAUCUCCAGUGCCAUCCAGCUGCUGGUGCAGACCACCACAAAGCGCCUCCUGGCACACCAAGCCUUCUCUGAGCUUCUGCUGGAGAGGAAGAACAUCAGCCAGGAGAUAAAGAUGGCUUUGGAUGCGGUCACAGGCUGCUGGGGGAUCAAAGUGGAGAGAAUAGAAAUCAACAACGUGCAGCUGCCUGCUGAACUCCGCCAGUCCCUGGCUGUGGAAGCAGAGGCCCAGAGACAGGCCAAAGUGCGGGUGAUCGCUGCAGAGGGAGAAAAGGCUGCUUCCGAGUCCCUGCGGAUUGCAGCUGAGAUCCUGUCCAGUGCUCCAGCUGCUGCUCAGCUCCGUUAUCUCCAUGCACUGCACUCCCUUACCACAGAGAAACCUGCUGCUUUCAUCUUGCCCUUGCCUCUGGAUGCCAUGAACCUGGUCUCUCCAGCUACUCACAGCCCUCCAGCUGUAAGCAGCCUCCUUACAGGCACCGAAAAGCUCCAAGAAAAUCCAAAAGACAAGAAGGACUCACCUAUGCUCUGAGAGAAAUGGUUCCCACAUUGCUUCUGCUCAGAAAGGAGCAAUAAGACUGGCCCGCCACCAGGUUCUGACCUGGAGGCAGGAGGGAAAGCAGCCCAGGCCUGCAAUAUAAAGUGGAUUGUACACGGAAAAAGCCUCUACUUGUUUUGGAAAGGAAAAAAUGUGGAGUGCAAGGAGCAGGCCUGGCAAGUGUGUGAGCAAAGGGUUGAGGGAAGUGGGGUGUCAUCCCUUCCCCUCCACAGAGCCAGGUGUACCUUGACACGUUACAGCCUGGCUCCCAGGGUCUGAUCCAUCUUGCCCCAUCACCUUGGAAGGAAGGACAGACCCUUCCCUAUGUCCUUACUUGCCUCCCAUCCACAAACCAAAAAGCCAGGCAGGUGGGAGUGGGAGCAUAACAAUCCAUGGGGGAACAGCACGCAGGCAGGAUGCAAGGGUUUCCCACCUUGCAUCCUGGUGGUCCUGCAAGGAGGGAAAGAGCUGGGUCCUUGUGGUGUCCUGGAUAUGGGAUU
This is a messenger RNA of Vidua chalybeata, 2100 nucleotides long. RefSeq names its product NPHS2 stomatin family member, podocin (gene NPHS2). Lineage: Eukaryota; Metazoa; Chordata; Aves; Passeriformes; Viduidae. Gene Ontology annotation, cellular component: plasma membrane. The transcript is spliced from 10 exons. The coding region runs from base 440 to 1594 and encodes 384 amino acids. The record is from RefSeq and is a predicted model, not a curated record.